AUGCGUUUCGCAACUCUGUUGGUGCCAACACUGGCAUCCCUCGCCCUGGCGGCGCCCACAUACCCCACCCUCAACCUCAACUCAGCCCUGCCGGGAAACAUUGAGGACAUUUCCGAGUACUUCAACAUGCUCGCCACCAAGGUCCAGGCGCUCAAGUACCUGUCAGCCGAACCGGUCUGCGACCUGACCAAGGCCAAGAUGAUUUCUCCUGCCGAGGACCUCCCUCCACCGUCCGCGGGCUUGACUCUCAAGCACGUCGCCAUCGGCCGCGGCACCCAAAAUUACACAUGCGACACCAGCAACGCAACAGCUGUGCCCGUCGCCACUGGCGCCAAAGCCACGCUCUUCAACGCGAGCUGCGUGGCUGCCAUGUACCCCGACCUCCUCGAGAAGCUGCCCUCGGUCUCGAUGCAGUUCAACCUCACCGACAGUGACGACCAACAACGACUCGGCCCCAGCAGCCUUGCCGUCUCUGGACACCACAUCUUCCCCACCACCGGCGUCCCGUUCUUCCAGCUCGCGACCGAUGGAGUCGAGAUUGGCGACGCAUGGUGCGCAAAGAACUCUUCCAUUGCCGCGCCCACCAUGGCGGCCAAGGGCCAGCAAGGUGAGGGCGCCGUGCCGUGGCUGAAGCUUCUCACGACGGCGGGAAGCACCGGAAACCUUCAAGAGGUCUACCGCAUCACCACUGUUGGCGGCAGCGCUCCCGCUACUUGUCAAGGCCAGCCCGCCGCUUUCGAAGUUCAAUACGCUGCCGAGUACUGGUUUUACCAAGGCAAAGCGCCCGUCAAGUCCGCAGCCUAG
Molecule: messenger RNA, 804 nt
Organism: Colletotrichum siamense
Lineage: Eukaryota; Fungi; Ascomycota; Sordariomycetes; Glomerellales; Glomerellaceae
Exons: 3
Coding region: 1-804 (267 amino acids)
Source: RefSeq, a predicted model, not a curated record